Messenger RNA from Rhagoletis zephyria (snowberry fruit fly), 1127 nucleotides. Lineage: Eukaryota; Metazoa; Arthropoda; Insecta; Diptera; Tephritidae. The record is from RefSeq and is a predicted model, not a curated record.
CCGAUGAUCCUGACGUAGGUCGAUCCAUUGAAGAGCUUGUUCGUUCUCGUGGUUUCGAUAUUGAAGUGCACAAUGUCAUCACCAAAGAUGGCUACAUUCUCGCUUUGCAUCGCCUGGUUAAUCGCAAAGAGCGCCUUGGUUUGCCUGAAGACUACUACCACUACUCAACUAUUAAGAAACCAGUCCUAAUUCAGCAUGGCAUUUUUAGCUCCAGUAUUGAGUUUCUCAUCAAUUCGCCCUUUUUGGAGAACAACAAUUCUAAAUCGGGCGACAACCUUGGAUUUGGCCUUCAUAUGACUGGAAGAUAUGAUGUAUUUUUAAGUAAUACCAGAGGAAGUCUCUACUCACAAAAGCAUGUCAAGUUUUCAAAUCAAGAGGAUGCCUUUUGGCGGUAUUCAUUCGAUCACAUGGCUGAAUUUGAUUUGCCAGCAGUGAUUGAUUACAUCAAGAAAAUUACUUCUUCAGAAACGGUUGCCUACGUUGGCUUCAGCCAGGGAACAGCAAUAAUGUUCGCCUUAAUGUCACUCCGACCAGAAUACGGCCGCAUCGUUCGGCCAUUCAUUGCCAUGGCGCCAAUUACCACCGUCAGUGGCGUCCAGUCGCCCAUUCCUUCGGUGUCUAUUCGCCAACUUGCUCUGGUUAUGUCGCUGUUCCUCGAAAGACCGCACCAGUUCACGAUUCCCGCCUGGCUGUCUGGUGUUUUCUGGAAGUCUACGCACCUUAAUGAGAGCCGAGUCUCGGUCUACUCACAGCACGCAUCCUCGGUGGGCAGUUGGGAGCUGCUGCACUGGGCUCAACUGGUAAUAUCGCGGCGGUUUGAGCGAUUUGACUACCGAUCAAGGGCGGAGAAUGCGGCAAAGUACGGCCAGGCGACAGUGCCUGACUUUCCACUGCAGGCAAUACCCAGGGAGGCAGUUAUCGCACUGAUUAGGUCAGACGGAGAUGAAAUGUCCACAGUGCCUGAUCAGGAGAGACUGAUAGCUGUGCUGAAGAAGGCUGGCGUAGCAUUGGAUGAUUAUGUGAUACCAGCCAGUAACUGGUCACAUGCGGACUACUUGCAUGGUCUCGAUGCAGGACGACUGAUUUACGAUCAUAUCAUCGAACUUCUGGAUCGGUUUACGCUGUGA